This is a messenger RNA of Xyrichtys novacula (pearly razorfish), 2524 nucleotides long. The record is from the annotation of a GenBank genome assembly. NCBI's taxonomy places the organism in Eukaryota, Metazoa, Chordata, Actinopteri, Labriformes, Labridae.
AUGGAGAGGAGUCCAAAGAGGAGACGCCUCUCCACCCAGCAGGCAGGUGAAAAAAUAAAAGGCGGGCAAAAAGAACCAAGGGGGCAAGAGGAGCCCAUCAAAACUGUCCCCAAAAUAGACGAGAAAGAGGCUGGUGGUUCAAAUAGCAGCAACAACCCUCUCACAAAAGAGGAGCCCAAGUGUCUUGGGUAAGUAUCUGAGUAGAUAUGCAGUACAUAAACCACAGAGUAAAAGCACACAAUAAAUUUCUGAAAGGAUUGCUGAAUAAAUCAUAUUAACUUGUUCAACUUGUUUCCAUCAGAUUCCCAAACAUUGGACAAACCUGCUACAUGAACGCAAGCCUGCAGAGCCUUUUGACACUGGAGAACUUCAUGGAUGAUAUCAACAAACAGGCAAAUGUGUGGAGAGUCCACCCAGAUGCCGCAGUUAUGAGGUAUGAGACCCAACUGAGACAGCCUUAUUUUUUUCCCCUCAGGCUGAAAAUCAAAUGCCAAAAAUGUUUGAAUUUAGAUUUGAAAAAAAACAAAACAAAAGUAAUCUUUAACACUGUUCUCUGGUUUUCAGAUAUUUAUCCAAGCUUAAAGAGGAGCACUCCUCCGAGGACAUGCCGUUGAAAUCUUUCCUGCUUUCUAAAUUGAAGAGGGCCGUAUCUUUUGACGCACCAGUGUUUGCAGACGACGGGCAGCAGGUAAGUUAGUCUAAUCCAAGGUUUUUUCACCUCCCUCUCCUGAUAUUUUCCUCUCAGUGUACUGAAUGUUUUUUUUUAAGUUCCUGUGAGGAACUUUUGGUUUGUGUCAAUUUUGGCACCCCCUGUGGCAGAUAACCAAAACAGUCUUUGCUUAUUAUGUCUUCACACACUUAAACAAUGUCAUCUGUGUUUGUUUCUGCAGGAUGCGCACGAGUUCCUUUGUACACUUCUGUACCAAAUCAUGAGUUUGAGUCCAGAGCUGCAAAAGGCGGCUGCCACCAAGGGUACGACCUAUAGCUGUCCCAUCAAAGAACACUUGUCGUUCAAGAUGGAGAACACAAGGACAUGCAAAAGGUAUGACUUCACUGAGAUGUAUUUGCAUGUGUAUGCUUGAUAUCAUACAAGGAUCACUACACUCUUAAAACACGAAAAUGCUGAUUUGCAAAUAUUCAUUAGAUCAUCACAUGGAACUGAAAUGCUAAGCCCUUAGAGGUGGGUUUGUCACAAACUUGUGCAGCUUUACUUAAACUGGAUUGUCCUUUUUAUAUGCAGAUGCGGAGCAGAAUCAAAGAAACAGGAGGAACGCAUGAACUUGUCUCUCGACGUGACACCUGGAGGAGGAACAGUAGAAGACAUGCUCCAGAAUUAUCUUCAGGUAACCACACCUCUCUACAAAAAACCACACAAAAAGAUGCAGGACAAUGUGAUUUGAUGUUAAAAUACCACCAUAUUUGAAUCCCCUCACAACUGUUUAUGUCAGUGUGUAUUUAGUUGUUAAUCCAGAACAAAUUAAAACCAUGUUGGUCUUUUGGUGUUUUACAGGAAACUGAGCUGGAGUAUCGGUGUGAAUGCGGAGGAAUUGUGUCGGGCCAGCGCUUGUCUUUUAAAACUCUACCAAGGUAAGUAACAUCUUCGCCAACACAAAUAAGCAGACACCUGAUUUAUACUUCAAAGUAAUACACAUCUACAACAAAAACUCUUACAUCUGUCAUUUGUCUUAUUUCAGAGCGCUGAUCCUGCACCUGAACCGUGUCAGGUACACACCAGACUACUGGCUGCAGAAAGUGACUGAUCCGGUAGAUAUCUCCAGGGACCUCGUUAUUUGUUCUGAAGAGGUAAGUAGACACUAAAUGAUGUCAUUUGAUAAAAACAAGAAAAAAAAGAUUAUCUCUAAUAGACAUAAUGUGUGAACUGUGGGCACUAACUCUAUUUACUCUUUUUACUCUCUCAGGAUGGUCAAUGCUACAGCCUUGUCAGCACAAUUAAACAUCUGGGCACACAAGCAGGAUCAGGUAAGAUAAUCAGCUUCCCUCUGAUCAUAUUAAAUUUUACACACACAAAAAUGUCACAGUUAAAAAAAAAGCUUACAAUUAUGUUCUAAUGCAUUACUUAUGUGAACAUUAUGAAUUAUAUGAUCGUAUGUGGUUACAGACACAGCCCAGUCUUUUAACAUUAUUACUCUUUCAUCUAUUAGGACACUACAUCUCAGAGGGAAUGGAUUUGGAUGUGCCGGUAACUGACCCGUCGGAUCGUUGGUUCACUUAUGACGACAAAAUGGUCACGGAAACCAGCGGUGCCGACGUAUGUGAGAAGGGACGGCGAGAUGCCUACAUCCUAGUCUACAAAAGACAGGUAAGUACAUGGCCCCAUCACACUGAGGAAAAUUGUGAUGUAGAAAAAGACAUCGAUGAUCUCAUCAUCAAUGUCCAAUCAUUAUUGAUCAGAGUAGGCAAGAGGACUCCUAUUCAUUUAUCUUUUUACCAUUUAUUUGGUUCAAGAUAUGGUCAAGUACAGCUUCCUGAAAACAACUUCCUUUAUAGUAUUUACAUUAACUAA